AUGUUGAGUUCGUGGGCGAAAUUAGACUGUUAUGAACUUGAUUUCAACCUUGGAUUGGGCAAACCUGAGUCUGUGCGGAGACCGCAAUAUGAGCCGGUCGAGAGUUUGAUAUAUCUAAUGCCCAGGGCGCUGGAUGGCGAGAUCGCGGUUGGGAUUUGUUUAAGGGAUGAGGAUAUGGAGAGGUUGAAGGCGGAUGAGGAGUUUGCGAAGUAUGGCAGGUAUAUCGGGUGA
Messenger RNA from Letharia columbiana, 231 nucleotides. RefSeq lists its product as uncharacterized. The transcript has a single exon. The record is from RefSeq and is a predicted model, not a curated record. NCBI's taxonomy places the organism in Eukaryota, Fungi, Ascomycota, Lecanoromycetes, Lecanorales, Parmeliaceae. The coding region runs from base 1 to 231 and encodes 76 amino acids.